AUGGAGCCACUUCUCCCGUCGUCCCCCACGCAGAUGCAGCCGAACAAACGCUGUGGUGCACAGCCACUUGCGCUCGUCACGUCCGACUCGACGCGGACGGGCAGUCGAGACCGAAGACCCCACUGCAUUGACCCGUUCCACGCGCAACUUAUCGCGAACGACAGCCCGACGCGAACCGAGUGCAGUGUCGAUGCAGUGUCCGAUUUACUACUGCCACAAGUGCCACGUGAUGCAAACGGAUUGAAGCGGGGGGUACCUGUUUUGCCAUGCAACAGCGACAAGUUGACUGGAGAGACGGCAUUGUCGUCGUCAGUGGAGAACGAAUCGAUGGACAAUGGUAUCAAUGGCCCAAGUGGUCUAAGCACGUCGCAAAAGUUGCUCGACAAGUGGUUGUUUCGCAGUGGAACGCCAGUGCUGACCGCGUCCGUGACGUCCAAGGAGUCGAUGGGAAGCAGUGUCAUUGGGGACGACGACGACGAGGCAAUGAACGUCGUGGUCAUGAACACGAACCUCUUGCCGCCGCCGUUUGCCAACAUGUACGCGUGCGAGUCCUGUCGCGAGGACAUUGGCUCGCUGUUGUCCCAAGGCCGACAUCACUGUCGGAACUGCGGUGGCUCGUUCUGUGCCGACUGUACAACGCAGUCGAUCGUCGUGCCCUAUCGCGCGUAUAUUUCACGGGGAGAGCUGCGCGUGUGCGAUGGCUGCUACUACCGGAUUGAGAAUUUUCAGAAACAAGUCCAGAGCACAAGUGUCACGUGGAGUGGCCUCGUGCCACCGCCGAGCGAGCAGAUCAAACAGGACUUUGACCUGUCGGAAGACGAGGAUCCGGUCGCGAUUUUCAACUGUGCGCUGUUCUUGGACACGACGCCGUUCUACGGGCACCUCGUGCUCACGCGCAAGCGCCUGUGCUUUCAGAGCUAUGCAGACGGCAAGAAGCGCAAAGUUCCGUACUCUCGCGUGCUGUCGCUGUUGAAGCCGCAGUUUUACUACAUUAAUGGAUUGCAGGUGAAGACAAAGCAGAGAGAGACGUUCUUCUUGGCCGAGUUCAAUGGUCUUCGUGACAUGUGCUUUCUCCGACUCGACCAGCUCAUUCGGGCGUACCAGGAAGCCAGCAAGCUGAAAAACCUACGACCUGGCAACUCAUCGAGCCCGAAGGAGCUCCGGAGACAGGCACUCGAUCGCCGACGCUCGUACAAAUUGAUCUCGGAGUACAUUACGUCGUCAGGAGGGUGCACUAGCAGUUCGAGCAGCUCGCUCAUGUCAUCCUCGUCGUUCAUAUCGACUGUAGGAUUCAUUGACGUUGACGACGACGAACUGACUGCUGACGCGCCUCUCAGUAGCAUUGUCGAGGACUGUGGCCACAUUGACGAUAGCAAAUCGACGGCUAGUGACGAAGAACCAUUUGAGCCGUUGCCACCAGAUACGCUGCUCGAGAAGAUGACGAUUUUGCUGGAUUGUGAGCUGCGAGCCGAUGUGAAGCGAGUCUUUGAUCUGUUGUGGAAUGAUGGUCCUGGCCAGGAAUUCUCGCGCGCGAUCAUGGAGAAGGCACGCGAUAUCGACAUUGAAAUCGAGUCGUGGAAGUUGGUUGACAAAAGCGAUCCCGUAACUGCUGAAGCAGUUCGAAAGGGCUUUGAGAUCUCCAAGGAGAAUGACUAUACUCUUUACCGCACAGUGCGAUCCCAGCAUCCGCCGAAGACGUCGUUUCCAGGUCUACCGCCCUACGCCGGGUGCACAAGAACGCAACGAUUCCGCCUGGACACCAUCUCGAAUGACGGAGACAAGUGGGACCGUUUUGUCAUCACGGAACUCAACCGCAUGAGCAAGAUUCCAUUCAGCGAUUACUUUGAAGUGGAGAUGCGCUACGUGUUUUCUCGUGACGGCAACAACUAUUGCCACGUCCAAGUAGGUUUAGUCGUCAAUUUCCUCAAGGCCACGUGGUUCAAGAGCCAAAUCAACUCGUCUACGCGAUCAGAGUCGAAAGAAGCGCUCGAGUCAUGGGCCAAGCAAUCGAUUGAAUUUCUCGAGGCUCAACGAAACCGCGUCGUGCCGCUCUCUCCAACGAUCAAAGCGCUAUCUGCUUCGGGCAGCUUCAGCGAGCUUGUGUCGGGGAUAGACAGUGCUCAUCAUCCUGCAGUGAAGUCGAGUGCGCAUCUGACGCCCACGAGCACUUGUGCGCCGGCAGCUAGGAGGUCACCAUCAUCAUUGACCACUGCAACAGGUGCUAGUGGCCGUGCUUGGUCGCCGUUGUCGCUCGUACAAGUGUUCCUGCUCGGUUUGCUGGUGUAUGGUCUCUCGCUGCUCCGUGGGCAUCAGAUGCAAAUGCAGCGGCUUGUUGACGAGACGACCAAAUUGCUUGAGCAGCUUCAGAAGCAGCAGAGUAUGAUGCAGGCACAAGCACCGGCCAUGCAACAGAGUUGCGAAGAUUCCCGCUACCAUCCGAUACAAUAG
This is a messenger RNA of Hyaloperonospora brassicae, 2448 nucleotides long. The record is from the annotation of a GenBank genome assembly. NCBI's taxonomy places the organism in Eukaryota, Oomycota, Peronosporomycetes, Peronosporales, Peronosporaceae.